AGUAAAUGUACUUAUAUAAAGUGAGUCCGGUGGACGCGAGGAAACAACAGCAUUAUGCUCACUCCGCAACGGUUGUCUGUGAUCGCGCUCGUGCUAGUGUCGUGCGCACGCGCACGCCCCGGCGACAACGAUCUCGUGCGUUUCGAUGAUGAAACCAAAUCGCAAGAAAACAGAAUCAUUCUGGACAGUAAAUUAACAGAAAACAAUGAAAUUCCAGCAAGUAUACCCAUUAACGAGAAGUUCCCCCAUGCAGUGCUAUUCGGAGGUGUAUGCGGUGGAUCCAUCAUCAGUGCAAAUUGGAUUAUUACAGCGGCGCACUGCACCCUGUUCACAAGCGGUGGAUUCAUAUUGGCGGGAACCAAUAACUCGGAAAAUGACAGCGGAUUGCUUCACCGAGUAAAGAGGCUUGUAAUACACCCCUUAUUCACUGUUGGACCCUACUGGCUCGAUACCAAACAAUUCAACCUAAAUCAGAUAGCAGCCAGAUGGGACUUCCUAUUAGCAGAAUUAGAAACGCCCUUACCUCUGAACAAUAAGACCAUAGCCGUCAUACCGCUUGAUGACCAGAUAAGGACUCCCGUAGGGCUCGAUGCCGGUUUCGCGGGUUACGGAACUGACCGCCAUGGGGGUAUAAUGAGUCAGAUCAUGCACGGGAGGGAGCUAUCCGUCCAGGCAGACGACGUAUGCCUCAAACUGGAGCAAUACAGAUCAAAAGAUAUGAUUUGCACGAAAGGACGUCCGCCAAGAUACGAUUUCGCGUGUAAUGGCGACAGCGGGAGCGGUCUCGUCGGUGGCGGCAAACUACUUGGUGUCGCGUCCUGGGUUGAAAACGAUUCCAUCGAGUGCCGCAACGGGAACUUAGUUGUGUUCUCCAGAAUAGCAAGCGUUAGGGACUGGAUUAGGAAAGUCACCAACAUCUAAUGUGUUUAUGAUCACUAAUGUAGAAACCAAGUAAUUGUAUACCAACACCCGUUUAUUUGGUAAUAUACAUAGACGCAGCAUAACGUACUAAUCUAAAGUAACUAAGGUUAUGCAGUUAACAACAAUAACUUGGUAUUCUGCACAUCGUGGUUUGUAAUAAAUAAUAAAAAAAAAAAAAAAAAAACUGAAGUACAGUUAAUGAAGUAAGUCUGAUGUAUAACGGGGUUUUUUUUUUAAAAAAUCAAAAAUUAUUAUGGUAAAUUUAUUAUGUUAUAUGUAUAUUAAGUUUAACAAAAUCAGGGUCUUAUUUGUACAUUCUAUUAUCUUUUAUGGUAUACUAGAUGUGUGCCAAAGAUCGUACAUAUUAAUUUUAUAUAUAUUUUAGCCCAUAUAGUUAGAAAUGUACUAAAUACAUUUUCCAACGACUCCUCGAAAUAUUUAUUGGUUAUUUUGUAAAAGUUAUGUACGGGACAGUAAUAAAUAUCAAAGUGUGCCAUAUGCAACAUAAGCUCUCAAUGUGACUACACUACACUAAUGAUAUCGUGAGCGAUUUGACGAUAUUCAAUUUGUGAUAAACAAUAAUCUUAAGAACUUUCUCAAAUUAUAAUUAGAUUUAAUUUUAUAAUUCUAUUACUGUUGGGAAAUAAAUAAUAUUUUUAAAUA
Molecule: messenger RNA, 1584 nt
Organism: Galleria mellonella (greater wax moth)
Lineage: Eukaryota; Metazoa; Arthropoda; Insecta; Lepidoptera; Pyralidae
Product: scolexin B
Exons: 6
Coding region: 55-921 (288 amino acids)
Biological process (GO): proteolysis
Molecular function (GO): serine-type endopeptidase activity
Source: RefSeq, a predicted model, not a curated record